This is a messenger RNA of Pteronotus mesoamericanus, 1964 nucleotides long. Its product is annotated as alcohol dehydrogenase E chain-like. Gene Ontology annotation, biological process: retinol metabolic process; retinoic acid metabolic process. Gene Ontology annotation, molecular function: zinc ion binding; all-trans-retinol dehydrogenase (NAD+) activity. NCBI's taxonomy places the organism in Eukaryota, Metazoa, Chordata, Mammalia, Chiroptera, Mormoopidae. Gene Ontology annotation, cellular component: cytosol. The record is from RefSeq and is a predicted model, not a curated record.
UAUAACCAAAUACAUCAAGUUCUUACCUCUAAUUAGCAUAUUGAAAACAAAGUCCAGUUUUGAGGGCUAAUUCAGUGCCUUUUUCUUUCUGAUUUGAUAUGGUUUGGGAACAACCUGAUGGGUGUGGCUUAAAACUUCAGAUCACAUGUGUGGAACUGGGCAUUACUUGAGCAACAAAGUCCCUGUUCAAUAGAGCUGUUGUAUGUACUCAAGCAGGAAAGAGUCUGCAAGAAUCCCCCAGUCUCCUGGCCUCCAGAGAGAACAGAAUCAUGAGCACAGAAGGAAGGGUAAUAAAAUGCAAAGCAGCUGUGCUAUGGGGGCUAAAGAAACCCUUUUCCAUUGAGGAGCUGGAGGUAGCACCCCCUAAGGCUCAUGAAGUUCGUAUAAAGAUGGUGGACUCAGAAGUCUGUCGGACGGACGAACACAUAGUCACUCUUCUUCCUGUGAUCACAGGCCAUGAGGCAGCCGGCAUCGUGGAGAGCAUUGGAGAAGGGGUGACUACAGUAAAACCAGGUGACAAAGUCAUCCCACUCUUUAUUCCCCAGUGUGGAAAAUGCAGUGUCUGUAAACACCCAGAAGGCAACUUCUGCUUGAAAAAUGAUAUAAGCAUGCCUAGGGGGACCAUGCAGGAUGGUACCAGCAGGUUCACCUGCAGAAGGAAGCCUGUCUACCACUGCCUUAGCACCAGUACCUUCUCCCAGUACACUGUGAUGGACGCAAUCUCAGUGGCCAAGAUUGAUGCAGCCUCACCGCUGGAGAAAGUCGGUCUCAUUGGCUGUGGUUUCACUACCAGUUAUGGGUCUGCAGUCAAAGUUGCCAAGGUCACUCAGGGCUCCACCUGCGCGGUGUUUGGCCUUGGAGGAGUCGACCUGUCUGUGGUCAUGGGCUGUAAAGCAGCUGGAGCCACCAGGAUCAUUGGGGUGGACAUCAACAAAGACAAAUUUGAGAAGGCAAAGGAAGUGGGUGCCACUGAGUGCAUCAGCCCACAGGACUUCAAGAAACCCAUCCAGGAGAUACUGAAGGAAAUGACCAGUGGAGGUGUGGAUUUUCCAUUUGAAGUCAUUGGUCGGCUUGAUACCAUGGUGGCUGCCUUGUUAUGCUGUCAAAAUGCAAAUGGCACCAGCAUCAUUGUAGGAGUACUUCCUAAUUUCCAAAAUCUCUCCAUGAACCCCAUAUUGCUAUUGACUAGACGUACCUGGAAAGGAGCACUUUUUGGUGGCUUUAAGAGUAGAGAUUCUGUCCCCAAACUUGUGGCUGACUUUAUGGCUAAGAAGUUUCCAUUGGAUUCAUUAAUAACCCAUGUUUUACCUUUUAAAAAAAUAAAUGAAGGCUUUGACCUGCUUCGUUCUGGAAAGAGUAUCCGCACCAUCCUGACAUUUUGAGACCAUGCAGUGCUUCACUUCCAGCAGUCUUCUGGCUCCUUCAUCAUCUGGCACAUCAGCCAUACAUGAUCAGUAAUUCUGUUCUUCAGAAGCGCUGUCAAUAAGUUACAUGUGGGAGCUUCUCCAAAGAAACAAAAAUUGAUGUGAAAUCAUUUUUCAGGCAAAUGUUUAAAAUCUAAGUGAAAACUAGAUGAACCGUCAGCUGAUUGAGUUCAGUAAACCUUCCUUCUAAAUCACUCCACUCAUGUUGAAUCAUGUCAUCUUUUCCAUCAAGGAAAAGUAUUUCUUUGACUUCUUGUACUUUUUGUAUCUUAGCCACCCUUAGUAACUGAAGCUCAGUGGAAGAGGUCCUCAUUAUAUUUGCCCCUAACACACACAUAAUGGGCUCUUGUGCUUGAAGCCUUGUACUUCUGCCUCUACUCUCACUGUCUGUAUUUUCCUUUUUAUGAAAUGUACAAAUACCCUAAGGUAAAAAUUAUGUGUGGGGGAAAAAAUACACUCAGACCCUUAAGUGAAAAAGGUCCAGAAUAUCUAAAUGCAAGGAGGUUCUUAGGGAAAUGUUGCACACACAUUUUUAUAUGA